AUAAAACUAUAUAUUUUUUAUUUGUCUUGGUUGGAUUUUGUUCUCGUGGGUUACUUCAGAGAACCUCGAGACCCUGUCUUGUCUUUAUGCUUCAGAAGCUAAAAAUCAAAAGCAUCUCCCAAACCCAAGAUUUGAAGCUCCUUCAAUGGCUGCCCUUCUUCUCCUUUUCCUUUUCCUCUUUGCAAGUUCUGCUCUCUCCCAAGAUUCUUUAAUCGGUGUGAAUAUCGGCACGGAAGUGACAAACAUGCCAAGUCCAACACAAGUAGUCGCACUCCUCAAAUCACAGAACAUCAACCGUGUACGCCUCUACGACGCAGACCGCUCUAUGCUUCUUGCUUUUGCUCACACUGGCGUUCAAGUUAUCAUCUCAGUACCAAACGACCAGCUUCUCGGUAUCAGCCAAUCUAAUGCAACCGCAGCCAAUUGGGUCACUAGAAACGUUGCCGCUUAUUACCCUGCAACCAACAUUACCACAAUCGCUGUCGGAUCAGAAGUUCUAACCAGCCUACCAAACGCAGCUUCUGUCCUUGUCUCAGCCCUCAAAUACAUCCAAGCUGCUCUCGUCACCGCCAAUCUUGACCGUCAGAUCAAAGUAUCAACGCCGCACUCUUCAACCAUCAUUCUUGAUUCUUUCCCUCCUUCGCAGGCUUUCUUUAACAAGACUUGGGAUCCAGUUAUUGUUCCUCUCCUCAAAUUCCUACAGUCCACGGGAUCACCAUUGCUGCUCAACGUUUAUCCGUAUUUUGACUAUGUUCAGUCCAAUGGAGUUAUACCGCUUGACUACGCACUUUUUCAGCCUCUCCAAGCCAACAAAGAAGCUGUAGACGCUAACACAUUGUUACAUUACACAAAUGUUUUUGAUGCAAUCGUUGAUGCCGCUUAUUUUGCAAUGUCCUAUCUUAACUUCACCAACAUUCCAAUCGUGGUCACAGAAUCUGGAUGGCCAUCUAAAGGAGGCCCGUCUGAGCACGACGCAACUGUAGAGAACGCAAACACUUACAAUAGCAAUUUGAUCCAGCACGUAAUCAACAAGACUGGAACGCCAAAACACCCCGGAACUGCAGUUACUACUUACAUCUACGAGCUUUACAAUGAAGAUUCGAGGCCAGGACCUGUAUCUGAGAAGAACUGGGGGCUGUUUAAUACAAACGGAACUCCGGUUUACACUUUGCGUUUGGCAGGUGCUGGUGCAAUUCUGGCAAAUGAUACAACAAAUCAAACAUUUUGUAUAGCGAAGGAAAAGGUUGAUAAAAAGAUGCUUCAGGCAGCUCUUGAUUGGGCUUGCGGUCCAGGGAAAGUUGAUUGCUCCGCACUGAUGCAGGGAGAGUCCUGUUAUGAACCCGAUGAUGUGGUUGCACAUUCUACUUAUGCGUUUAAUGCUUAUUACCAGAAGAUGGGGAAAGCUUCAGGAAGCUGUGAUUUCAAGGGAGUUGCUACAGUCACUACAACUGAUCCAAGUCGAGGAACAUGCGUGUUCCCUGGAAGUGCGAAAAGCAAUCAGACACUUGGAAACAACACCACGGCAUUGGCCCCUUCAGCGAACUCUACAACCUCUGGAUGUAUCCCAAAGUACUAUCACCCUCACGCAUCUUUCGCUGACUUAACAUUACUCUCCCUUCUACUGAUCGUUGCCUUAGUAUUCUUGUAGAAACUCUGAAAGAACAACAACUCUCGAUUCUUGUUUCUCUAAAUUUUAGCUUCUUUCUUUGCAACACUUGAGACAAAAAGAGCUCGGUGGUUUUGUACUCUCUGUGUCUAGCUGUCUACCCAGUUUUGUUGACCAGCUUCUUUAACAAGAAGUUCAUUGAGGGUAGCCUGUAGGUUCGGCUUCAAGAUCAUCAAUGAUUGUAACUAAUUCCUGUGUUGAAAGCUUGAUUCUUUCUUUUUA
Molecule: messenger RNA, 1888 nt
Organism: Capsella rubella
Lineage: Eukaryota; Viridiplantae; Streptophyta; Magnoliopsida; Brassicales; Brassicaceae
Product: glucan endo-1,3-beta-glucosidase 3
Exons: 4
Coding region: 146-1648 (500 amino acids)
Biological process (GO): carbohydrate metabolic process
Cellular component (GO): plasma membrane
Molecular function (GO): hydrolase activity, hydrolyzing O-glycosyl compounds
Source: RefSeq, a predicted model, not a curated record